AUGUCGUAUGCAGGAUUGACGGUUGUGCAAUUGAAGGAGAAGUUGAAGGAGAAGGGACUUUCUACCAGCGGUGUCAAAUCGGACCUCGUAGCUAGACUCACCGAAUCCGACGGUGCAACAACGGCAGAAGCACCAGUGGAAGCCGCAAAACCCGAGGAGACUGUUCCAGUUGUGGCUGCUCCAGUGGAAACUCCCAAGGCUGCGCCAGUGGCUGCUGCAAAGAAGACAGAGUCAGCUGCGGACGCGUCACCCGCCGUGGACCCCAAGACACAGGCCGUGGAAUUGCUUGAGGUGAAGGCCAAGCGGGCCGAGAAGUUUGGCGACCAAUCUGAGGCCGAUUCUUUGAGAAGAACGAUAAAGAGAAUCGAGAAGUUUGGCCUUUCGAAGGAAAAUCCAAUUUACAAGGAGCUGUUUGGUGCCAGCAAGGCGUUCAACAAGGCUCUCCCCAACAAGACGAUCAAGGCGAAGAAAUGA
This is a messenger RNA of Kuraishia capsulata CBS 1993, 474 nucleotides long. RefSeq lists its product as uncharacterized. The record is from RefSeq and is a predicted model, not a curated record. Gene Ontology annotation, biological process: poly(A)+ mRNA export from nucleus. Gene Ontology annotation, cellular component: nucleus. The transcript has a single exon. NCBI's taxonomy places the organism in Eukaryota, Fungi, Ascomycota, Pichiomycetes, Pichiales, Pichiaceae. The coding region runs from base 1 to 474 and encodes 157 amino acids.